AUCCAUCAUAAUUGACAUGAAUAACACUGUGAAAGAAGAAAUUUACAAUGCAUUGAAUGAACUCAUUGAACAGCAAUUUAAAGAAUUUAAAUGGAGACUAAAUUCUAUUGAUUAUAAUGGAAGGCCAAACAUUUCUACAGCUUCACUGGAGAAAACAGAGGCACAAGACGUUGUAGAUCUCCUGAUUCAACAUUAUGGAAAAGAUGCUCUAGAGGUAUGCAUUAUUGUUCUUCGAAAAUGCAACAGAAAUGAUCUUGCAGAAAAACUUGAAGAAACUGGACAGAAAGUUGCAGAUGUUGAUGCUCACCAACUUCCAGAUUCAUCAGGUAAGACAGGAAUCAUUCAAAGGGUUAUUGAAUUAUGUUUAAAACUAAUUCAGCAUGAGCAUUUCCUUUCCUCUCCUUCUCCAUCUACGCAAACAUCCAAAGUGGAUGUUAAAAAAGAACAAGAGCAACAAUUAGAUGUAGAAAAUUAUAAACUCACUGUGUCAAUUCUACAAAUGCUGGACAAUGGAAACAACUUAACUGUACCUUUGGAAUAUAAACUUGGCAUCAUCUUUUAUUAUUAUGAUGACAGCCAGCUUUUCAGACUGGGUAAUUGUCUUGAUGUUGUUACAGAUAUCAUUGAAGAGCAUUAUUAUUAUAGAUCAUCACACAAUCAGCCAGAUGUUCAGACUGGAUUUGGCAUUUUUGUUUACCUAUUGAAAUCUUACCAAGGACCUGCAAUAGGUAGAUGUGAAUGUUUGAUGGUGUUAUUGAUAUUGUCACAGGAUGGAAGUUGCUCCCAGUAA
Messenger RNA from Thamnophis sirtalis, 790 nucleotides. Lineage: Eukaryota; Metazoa; Chordata; Lepidosauria; Squamata; Natricidae. The record is from RefSeq and is a predicted model, not a curated record.